GUUGUGCUGUGGCAGUCGAGUGACAAAAAAAGGGGAGGAAAAAAUGGUUUUAAAAGGCUCAACUGAAUUGAAGACUUGAAACUGUUGGGAUGGCAGGACUCAAGGCGCUAUGGGUGGCGGUGCUACUGCUGGUGGUGCAUGAGGUGUCCUCACAGCUAAAUGUGUGUGGUCGGGCUCCACUCAACACCAGGAUCGUUGGAGGAGUGGAUGCUGCUCCGGGCACCUGGCCCUGGCAGGCCAGUUUGCACACGCUUGGCCCCUUCUGUGGGGGGUCUCUGAUCAACAAUCUGUGGGUGCUGACCGCUGCCCACUGCUUCACCACAACUGACACGACAGGUUUCACGGUCUUCCUGGGCCGUCAGGACCAGGCGGGCAGCAACCCCAACGAGCAGUCCCGGACCAUCUCCAGGAUUGUCUGUCACCCCGAUUACAGUGGGUCCACCAACGACAACGACAUCUGCCUGCUGGAGCUCUCUUCGGCUGUCACCUUCACAGACUACAUCGCGCCCGUCUGCCUGGCCGCGGACGGAAGCACUUUCAACAGCGGCAUCAUCAACUGGGUCACUGGCUGGGGCACCACCUCGUUUGGAGGUUCAGCCGCGAACAUCCUCCAGGAAGUGGACCUGCCCAUAGUGGGCAACAGGGAGUGUAACUGCAGCUAUGGCCAAAUCACCAACAACAUGAUCUGUGCUGGAUUGUCAGCUGGAGGGAAGGACUCGUGUCAGGGUGACUCUGGUGGUCCUCUUGUAGGCAAACAGGGUGUGCAGUGGGUCCAGUCGGGAGUGGUGAGCUUUGGUCGAGGAUGUGCCUUGCCCAACUUCCCUGGAGUAUACGCCAGAGUAUCCGAAUAUCAGUCUUGGAUCAACGGUAUUAUCACCACCAACCAGCCCGGCUUCGUUGACUUCCGAUCCGCGGGAAUCAACAGCGACGCCACCUUCAACUGUGGCGACCCUCCAUCCGGCCCAGUCACCGCCUCACCGACCGCCCCCGCACUAUGUGGUCGGGCUCCUCUCAACACCAAGAUCGUUGGAGGAGUGGAUGCUGCUCCGGGCAGCUGGCCCUGGCAGGCCAGUUUGCAGAGCUUUGGCCACUUCUGUGGGGGGUCCCUGAUCAACAAUCUGUGGGUGCUGACCGCUGCCCACUGCUUCACCACAACUGACACGACAGGAUUCACGGUCUUCCUGGGCCGUCAGGACCAGGCGGGCAGCAACCCCAACGAGCAGUCCCGGACCAUCUCCAGGAUUGUCUGUCACCCCGAUUACAGUGGGACCACCAACGACAACGACAUCUGCCUGCUGGAGCUCUCCUCGGCUGUCACCUUCACAGACUACAUUGCGCCCGUCUGCCUGGCCGCGGACGGAAGCACUUUCAACAGCGGCAUCAUCAACUGGGUCACUGGCUGGGGCACCACCUCGUUUGGAGGUUCAGCCGCGGACAUCCUCCAGGAAGUGGACCUGCCAAUAGUGGGCAACAGGGAGUGUGACUGCAGCUAUGGCCGAAUCACCAACAACAUGAUCUGCGCUGGAUUGUCGGCUGGAGGGAAGGACUCGUGUCAGGGUGACUCUGGUGGUCCUCUUGUAGGCAAACAGGGUGUGCAGUGGGUCCAGUCGGGAGUGGUGAGCUUUGGUCAAGGAUGUGCCUUGCCCAACUUCCCUGGAGUAUACGCCAGAGUAUCCGAAUAUCAGGCUUGGAUCAACGGUAUCAUCACCACCAACCAGCCCGGCUUCGUUGACUUCCGAUCCGCGGGAAUCAACAGCGACGCCACCUUCAACUGUGGCGACCCUCCAUCCGGCCCAGUCACCGCCUCACCGACCGCCCCCGCACUAUGUGGUUGGGCUCCUCUCAACACCAAGAUCGUUGGAGGAGUGGAUGCUGCUCCGGGCACCUGGCCCUGGCAGGCCAGUUUGCAGAGGUUUGGCCACUUCUGUGGGGGGUCUCUGAUCAACAAUCUGUGGGUGCUAACCGCUGCCCACUGCUUCACCACAACUGACACGACAGGAUUCACGGUCUUCCUGGGCCGUCAGGACCAGGCGGGCAGCAACCCCAACGAGCUGUCCCGGACCAUCUCCAGGAUUGUCUGUCACCCCGAUUACAGUGGGUCCACCAACGACAACGACAUCUGCCUGCUGGAGCUCUCCUCGGCUGUCACCUUCACAGACUACAUCGCACCCGUCUGCCUGGCCGCGGACGGAAGCAAUUUCAACAGCGGCAUCAUCAACUGGGUCACUGGCUGGGGCACCACCUCGUUUGGAGGUUCAGCCGCAAACAUCCUCCAGGAAGUGGACCUGCCAAUAGUGGGCAACAGGGAGUGUGACUGCAGCUAUGGCCGAAUCACCAACAACAUGAUCUGCGCUGGAUUGUCGGCUGGAGGGAAGGACUCGUGUCAGGGUGACUCUGGUGGUCCUCUUGUAGGCAAACAGGGUGUGCAGUGGGUCCAGUCGGGAGUGGUGAGCUUUGGUCGAGGAUGUGCCUCGCCCAACUUCCCUGGAGUAUACGCCAGAGUAUCCGAAUAUCAGGCUUGGAUCAACGGUAUCAUCACCACCAACCAGCCCGGCUUCGUUGACUUCCGAUCCGCGGGAAUCAACAGCGACGCCACCUUCAACUGUGGCGACCCUCCGUCCGGCCCAGUCACCGCCUCACCGACCGCCCCCGCACUAUGUGGUCGGGCUCCUCUCAACACCAAGAUCGUUGGAGGAGUGGAUGCUGCUCCGGGCACCUGGCCCUGGCAGGCCAGUUUGCAAAGGUUUGGCCACUUCUGUGGGGGGUCUCUGAUCAACAAUCUGUGGGUGCUGACCGCUGCCCACUGCUUCACCACAACUGACACGACAGGUUUCACGGUCUUCCUGGGCCGUCAGGACCAGGCGGGCAGCAACCCCAACGAGCUGUCCCGGACCAUCUCCAGGAUUGUCUGUCACCCCGAUUACAGUGGGACCACCAACGACAACGACAUCUGCCUGCUGGAGCUCUCCUCGGCUGUCACCUUCACAGACUACAUUGCGCCCGUCUGCCUGGCCGCGGACGGAAGCACUUUCAACAGCGGCAUCAUCAACUGGGUCACUGGCUGGGGCACCACCUCGUUUGGAGGUUCAGCCGCGGACAUCCUCCAGGAAGUGGACCUGCCAAUAGUGGGCAACAGGGAGUGUGACUGCAGCUAUGGCCGAAUCACCAACAACAUGAUCUGCGCUGGAUUGUCAGCUGGAGGGAAGGACUCGUGUCAGGGUGACUCUGGUGGUCCUCUUGUAGGCAAACAGGGUGUGCAGUGGGUCCAGUCGGGAGUGGUGAGCUUUGGUCAAGGAUGUGCCUUGCCCAACUUCCCUGGAGUAUACGCCAGAGUAUCCGAAUAUCAGGCUUGGAUCAACGGUAUCAUCACCACCAACCAGCCCGGCUUCGUUGACUUCCGAUCCGCGGGAAUCAACAGCGACGCCACCUUCAACUGUGGCAACCCUCCAUCCGGCCCAGUCACCGCCUCACCGACCGCCCCCGCACUAUGUGGUUGGGCUCCUCUCAACACCAAGAUCGUUGGAGGAGUGGAUGCUGCUCCGGGCACCUGGCCCUGGCAGGCCAGUUUGCAGAGGUUUGGCCACUUCUGUGGGGGGUCUCUGAUCAACAAUCUGUGGGUGCUGACCGCUGCCCACUGCUUCACCACAACUGACACGACAGGAUUCACGGUCUUCCUGGGCCGUCAGGACCAGGCGGGCAGCAACCCCAACGAGCUGUCCCGGACCAUCUCCAGGAUUGUCUGUCACCCCGAUUACAGUGGGUCCACCAACGACAACGACAUCUGCCUGCUGGAGCUCUCCUCGGCUGUCACCUUCACAGACUACAUCGCACCCGUCUGCCUGGCCGCGGACGGAAGCACUUUCAACAGCGGCAUCAUCAACUGGGUCACUGGCUGGGGCACCACCUCGUUUGGAGGUUCAGCCGCGGACAUCCUCCAGGAAGUGGACCUGCCAAUAGUGGGCAACAGGGAGUGUGACUGCAGCUAUGGCCGAAUCACCAACAACAUGAUCUGUGCUGGAUUGUCGGCUGGAGGGAAGGACUCGUGUCAGGGUGACUCUGGUGGUCCUCUUGUAGGCAAACAGGGUGUGCAGUGGGUCCAGUCGGGAGUGGUGAGCUUUGGUCGAGGAUGUGCCUCGCCCAACUUCCCUGGAGUAUACGCCAGAGUAUCCGAAUAUCAGGCUUGGAUCAACGGUAUCAUCACCACCAACCAGCCCGGCUUCGUUGACUUCCGAUCCGCGGGAAUCAACAGCGACGCCACCUUCAACUGUGGCGACCCUCCAUCCGGCCCAGUCACCGCCUCACCGACCGCCCCCGCACUAUGUGGUCGGGCUCCUCUCAACACCAAGAUCGUUGGAGGAGUGGAUGCUGCUCCGGGCACCUGGCCCUGGCAGGCCAGUUUGCAGAGGUUUGGCCACUUCUGUGGGGGGUCUCUGAUCAACAAUCUGUGGGUGCUGACCGCUGCCCACUGCUUCACCACAACUGACACGACAGGUUUCACGGUCUUCCUGGGCCGUCAGGACCAGGCGGGCAGCAACCCCAACGAGCUGUCCCGGACCAUCUCCAGGAUUGUCUGUCACCCCGAUUACAGUGGGACCACCAACGACAACGACAUCUGCCUGCUGGAGCUCUCCUCGGCUGUCACCUUCACAGACUACAUUGCGCCCGUCUGCCUGGCCGCGGACGGAAGCACUUUCAACAGCGGCAUCAUCAACUGGGUCACUGGCUGGGGCACCACCUCGUUUGGAGGUUCAGCCGCGGACAUCCUCCAGGAAGUGGACCUGCCAAUAGUGGGCAACAGGGAGUGUGACUGCAGCUAUGGCCGAAUCACCAACAACAUGAUCUGCGCUGGAUUGUCAGCUGGAGGGAAGGACUCGUGUCAGGGUGACUCUGGUGGUCCUCUUGUAGGCAAACAGGGUGUGCAGUGGGUCCAGUCGGGAGUGGUGAGCUUUGGUCAAGGAUGUGCCUUGCCCAACUUCCCUGGAGUAUACGCCAGAGUAUCCGAAUAUCAGGCUUGGAUCAACGGUAUCAUCACCACCAACCAGCCCGGCUUCGUUGACUUCCGAUCCGCGGGAAUCAACAGUGACGCCACCUUCAACUGUGGCGACCCUCCAUCCGGCCCAGUCACCGCCUCACCGACCGCCCCCGCACCGUUGACGUGCGGCAGCGCCCCCAUGAACACCCGUGACAGCAGGGGGCUGGUGCAGUCCGCCGGCGUGUGGCCCUGGAUCGCUAGCCUGCAGGUCAAUGGUACGCACAUGUGCGGCGGCACCCUGGUGACUGCGGAUGCCGUCCUGGGCGACGCCUCGUGCUUCACCAUGUACCCCAAUGCCUCCUAUUGGACGGUUGAGUUGGGCCGCCGGAAUCUGAAAAGCCUCAACUCCUUCAACAUGACCCUGGGGGUGAAAUCCAUCACCCUCAGCAAUCUCACCGGAGACAACAUCGCUGUGCUCAUGCUGUCCAGUCCACCGAGGCUCUCGGACUACAUCCAGCCCAUCUGUCUGGACCAGGGGAUGGGCAGCUUCCUGAACAACACUGACUGUUGGAUGGCAGGCUGGGGCAUGGGCCAGGGAGGCGCCCAAGAAACCCUGCAGGAGUUCAACACCACGGUGGUGGGUUGUAGCAACACGUCAUCCAGUGACUACAUCUGCACCGAAGCGCUGACUGUGAGACAGGGUGACGCCGGAGGCCCCCUGAUGUGCAAGAGCGGCAACUCUUGGACCCAAGUGGCCGGGCUUCCCAACGUCAUGGGCAACAGCAGCAUGGUGCGCUCAGAGAGAGCCGCCGACCAGUCCGUGUUCACCUCCACAGCGCGAUUUGCUAGCUUCCUGAAGGAAACUCUGGGGAGUCUUCCGUCCCCCACACCCACCACCAGUCACGCGUCAGACGCACGCUUCUCCAUGUCCUACCUCCUCCUCCUCUCCUCCAUCUACCUCUUCUCUGCGCUGGUCUAGAGGCAGUGUGGCCUGGAAGGGCUCGACUCCGGUUUAUAUUCACGUUGUUUGGAUCUCAUGGAGGGAAGUAUGUGAUCAUGUAAAGAAACGAUCACACAGCGUCUUGUUGCUGGAGUCGGUGGAGUCUCAUCUUACACAUGAUAUAUAUAGUUUGUGUUGAUCGUAUUACCUUUUUGCUCUGCAUGUGAAGGUGCAGAGUUAUAAAUACAUAUCUCUUUUUGA
Gadus morhua (Atlantic cod) is the source of this 6173-nucleotide messenger RNA. Its product is annotated as transmembrane protease serine 9. Lineage: Eukaryota; Metazoa; Chordata; Actinopteri; Gadiformes; Gadidae. Bases 90 to 5951 code for a protein of 1953 amino acids. Gene Ontology annotation, molecular function: serine-type endopeptidase activity. The transcript has 30 exons. The record is from RefSeq and is a predicted model, not a curated record. Gene Ontology annotation, biological process: proteolysis.